CUGCGUCCGCGCCGAACCAAGUACCGCAAGGCCCAUAAGGGCUACUUCAAGACAAAGUCCGGCGGCUCGCUCAGAGGAACCCGUGUCUACUACGGCGAAUAUGGCCUGCAGGCCGCAGAGGGUGGCCGUAUCCGAGACAAGCAGCUCGACAACGUCAAGGCCUGUGUCAGACUGGUGAUGAAGUCCGAAAAGGGUGCCAAGCUGAUUCUCAGAGCCUUCCCGGAUCGCCCCGUCACGGCCAAGGGCGCCGAAACCCGUAUGGGCAAGGGCAAAGGCACCGUCGACUACUAUGCCACCUGGGUCUCGGAGGGACGUAUCCUGUUUGAGAUCCGGGGUCUGCCGGAGACCUCGGCCCUUGAGGCUUUCCGCAUUGCCUCGCAGUCGCUCCCGAUCCGCACUCGUGUCGUC
Polychytrium aggregatum is the source of this 408-nucleotide messenger RNA. Its product is annotated as ribosomal protein L10e/L16. The record is from RefSeq and is a predicted model, not a curated record. Gene Ontology annotation, cellular component: mitochondrial large ribosomal subunit; ribosome. The transcript has a single exon. Gene Ontology annotation, biological process: mitochondrial translation. Gene Ontology annotation, molecular function: rRNA binding; structural constituent of ribosome. Lineage: Eukaryota; Fungi; Chytridiomycota; Chytridiomycetes; Polychytriales. The annotation marks the transcript as partial.